Ziziphus jujuba (common jujube) is the source of this 1342-nucleotide messenger RNA. RefSeq names its product GDSL esterase/lipase At5g03980-like. Gene Ontology annotation, molecular function: hydrolase activity, acting on ester bonds. NCBI's taxonomy places the organism in Eukaryota, Viridiplantae, Streptophyta, Magnoliopsida, Rosales, Rhamnaceae. The record is from RefSeq and is a predicted model, not a curated record. The coding region runs from base 105 to 1241 and encodes 378 amino acids. The transcript is spliced from 5 exons.
AUUAAAGAAUGUCAUCCCAGUCCAUUUAUUGCUUUAGACACGUAGACCUAUUUCAGCCGCACAUCUACAUGUAAAACCAGAGCUGCUUUGUCAAUGUGUUAAAGAUGGCAGCGACCUUGGUUUUGUCUCUGUUUCUGAUACUCAUUUCCUCCUCUCUUCUUCUCCAUCAUCGUCUUCCUCAUCCUGGUGCCAAGUUAGAUCUCAAAGCCUGCAAGUUCAAUGCAAUAUACCAACUGGGUGAUUCUAUAUCAGACACUGGCAACCUUAUCUAUGAAAAACCAGGUUGUGUUUUCUUUAAGUUUCCCUACGGCGAGACUUUUUUCAACCGAUCAACAGGCCGGUGUUCCAACGGUUUGUUGAUGAUAGAUUACAUUGCACUAUCAGCUGGACUUCCCUUACUUAAUCCUUACUUGAGCAAUGAUUCAUUGUUGACUAAAGAUCAAGGCGUGAACUUUGCCGUUGCUGGUUCUACUGCUUUGUCUCCUAAUGUUCUCGCUGAGAAGAAUAUAAUUUCCCCAUUAACCAACAGCUCUCUCAGUGUGCAACUCCAUUGGAUGAGCACCCAUUUCAAUUCACUCUGUCUCAAUGCAAGAGACUGUGCUGAGAAGCUCAAGAGGUCUUUGUUCAUGGUGGGAGAGAUAGGGGGAAACGAUUAUAAUUAUGCCUUUGAGCAACAAAAAAAAACCAUUAAGGAGGCCAAGGACAUGGUUCCCCAAGUAGUCCAAGCCAUAAAAGAUGCUGUCCAAACGGUCCUUGGCUACGGAGCUUUGAGAGUGGUUGUCCCAGGAAAUUUUCCGAUAGGGUGUUUUCCAAUAUGCCUUACAGGUUUCCAAACCAAUGAUUCUUCUGCCUACGACGAAUAUCACUGCCUAAAGGAAGCGAAUGAAUUCUCAAUUUAUCACAAUGACUAUCUCAAAAUUGCUAUCGAAGAGUUGAAACAAGAGCACCCUAAUGCUACCAUCAUAUAUGGAGAUUACUACAAUGCAUUCCAGUGGGUAUUUCGUCAUGCUUCUAACUUGGGUUUUGAUGCUUCAUCUCUGCUAAAAUCCUGCUGUGGCAUUGGAGGUGACUAUAAUUUCAGCUUAGCAAAGCGUUGCGGAGCUAGUGGAGUACCAGUGUGUUCGAACCCUGACCAACGAAUUAGUUGGGAUGGAGUUCACCCCACUCAGAAGGCUUACCACUAUAUGUCCGACUGGCUCAUCCGAGACCUCUUACCUCGGCUUGGUUGUGGUCCUGUUUGAGUUUUGUGUUCAAGUUGUGAAACUAGUGGAAAUAAGAACAUGACUAGCAUCAGCCUAAUUAAAUUUGAUAAAUAAGGGGCUCGUACUCAAAAGAUUAUAAA